AUGUCACAAGACCAUCUUUCUGACCGCGCAAGCAGUUUCAAUCAUAUGGGUCUGCCUGACAACCAACAGGAUUUUCAGAAUGUUUGUGUAUUGUAAUUCUCUAUUUCCAUACAGCUGACAGAUUUAGAAUUUUGAUUCACCAAAUCAAUUCCCACGAAAAGGCGAUAUUUUGUCCUCUUCAAACGACGAUAAUAAAUUGAAUGCUUUAGAGAUCCCCCCCAGUCCUUCAAGGUCCCAGGCGACAUCUAGCAGUGUUGUUGCUGACCUUGGAAAUUCCUACUCUUUUGCAGACAAUCGGGCAUCAAGCCAAGUAAACUUCAAUAGUCUCUAUCAGGCAUCAUUAGUAUCUCACGCAGCUGGAGGUGCUCCCUUCUCAGAUCCAACAAGCUAUAGCCAGGAGAAAAGGAAUAGCUGCUCCCUCAAAACGAAGCAAAAAUGACUCAACAUCACACCACAACCUAGGAACGUCCAUACGUGCCGCUCUUGAAAAAUCACAAGCAGGAAAGGAAAACGAGUUUCUGCCAAAUGAUAAGCUGAACGAAAUUGUGGCUAGAGAUUGCGUUCAUUAUCAGCUCAGCCACCACAACGUACGUCCACUUAAUCAGUUAGACGAAUUAACCAGCAAGAUCUGGAAUGUCACCUCCUUCGCCCUCCCAAACAAAACAUGAGAAGUUGGAACUGAAUUCUAAGGAAACCACAAGAAAGAAGAUCUUUGCUAUAUUGGGUUUAAUGGACAAAUUUGAGGCGAUUUUAGACUUCAUCAACGAAGAACUUUUCGACACUGACCUGCCUUUCACACUGACUGUUGGGGCACUCCCUGGUACCAGGAGACUGACUCGUAAGCAACAUAACCAAAAGCAAAGCUCUGGAGAGGUGAAACUGAUUCCUAUUCCAUUUUUCGAGAAUUGGAAAACCCACGAACUCGAGUCUUUUGAUAGAUACCAGUGGUGUCUCACGGCUCCUUAUUUUCACACUGCGCAGAAUCCCACGAAGAUCCACUGCAUUACAGUUUGGAAUAUGGUAUCAUUCUUCCAUUCGUCGAGGACGAGGAGGUUUCCGGGAGGCCAGAACGUAACCAGGGGGGGUUCAGUGACGUAUGGAGAGUAAAGAUACAUCCAGCUCAUCAUAACCUUUGUCACGAUGCGGUGGGUCACUAUCUCCUUUUCAUGUUUUCCUCAAAUGACCAAAGUUCUAACCUCUCACCUAAUUACCAGAACCCUUCGUAUGCGCUCGAGAGAUUGCGCUCCAACAUACGUGAGCCAUUCGACCUAGAGGUUGACAAUCUGAAGCGUUUCAGCAGCAAGGACAAUGUACACCUUACUAAACUCCUGGUGACAUUCUCUUGGCGGGAUCAAUACUAUCUUGUCUUCCCCUGGGCUGACAGCAAUCUGUUAAACUAUUGGAAACAGAACCCGGUACCGUCCAUUCCCAUUCAAGACAAAGACCUGGCUGUUUGGCUAUCUGAGCAGUGUCUGGGGGUUGCUAAAGGUUUAAAAAUGAUUCACAACUUAAAUGUACUUAACGGAUCAGCCCGCGAGGUUGGGUAUCAAAAAUAUGGGAGACACGGUGAUCUUAAACCCGAAAAUAUUCUCUGGUUCAAAGAUUACCAACAACCGGGAGGGCUUGGAACUCUCAAGAUUUCGGACUUCGGACUAACUCGAUUCCAUGGCGAGGGAUCUAAAUCGCACGCUGAAAAUGUCUCGUUAACAGGAACGUAUCGUCCUCCAGAAUACGAGAUUGCUCAGCUGGUUUCCCAGAGCUAUGACAUAUGGAGUUUUGGCUGUCUUUUACUCGAGUUUGUUACGUGGUAUCUACUUGGCUGGGAGGGAUUUGACGAUUUUUCGAAAGCGAGAAUGAACGAGGACACGGAAAGUAUUGUUCCGGAGGAUGUUUUCUUCUGCUUCGUCAGAAUGGGCGGCGAAAACGGGGAGCAGUUGGCGAGAGCCAAACCAUCGGUCGCUAAUGUAAGGGGCUCCGAUACUCUUACAAAUCAUGUCAGGUACUAACAGAUAACUUAUAGCAAAUCAACCAACUAUAUCGCCAAUCUCACGGCUCAGACUAUAUAUUAGAAUUUCUCAAAUUCAUCGAAGAAAGGCUAAUUCGCAUAGACCCCACGAAAAGAGCGACUUGUUGGGAUAUCGUAAAUAAACUCUCUGAACUCCACGAUAAGUGUAGAGGUGAUGCAAAUUAUUGUACGCGCCGCUCAGACACAUCAUUAUCGGAACUAUCAGCAUCCGCUUUUAAACUUUCGAGGGAAAAACGUGACAGGAAUCACAAGAGCUUUGCACACGAACAAGGACAGAAGAGUCCCCUGCCCAGUCCGACUGAAGCUCCAGCAAGCCCAGGAUACCCGUUUCUUUCCGACUCCCGUGGAAGAACACGAGAUAGAAAGGAUCAUGUUUGUCGAGCAGCGUCACCAAGUCCCAACCCGUCUUUAUACAGAACGUCAACUGUGAAAUCCGGUAGUAGCAGUAUCGGGACACAAUGUUCUGGGCCUCCACCACCAAGCAAGAAAGUCGUUCAUUUCGAAAACUCUCGACCACAUUCUCGCGACUGUAGAAGGUUAACACACGAGAGCGGUAGAGCGGUCAACAAAAGAAAAACGACUAUCCAUCACGAGGGAGAAGAGCGGAGAGACGCAAACACCGAUGACAACUCAACCCUCAGCUCGCCAUUGGAAAUCACAGACAGCCCAAUAUGCACAUUGCCACCGACUGCUCUUAGGCCAUCGAUAUAA
This is a messenger RNA of Hymenoscyphus albidus, 2737 nucleotides long. NCBI's taxonomy places the organism in Eukaryota, Fungi, Ascomycota, Leotiomycetes, Helotiales, Helotiaceae. The record is from the annotation of a GenBank genome assembly.